UAAACCUCCUACCUCGCCUCCUCUCUGCCGGUUUCACCCGAAGCCAGUGCCGACUUUCUUCCUCUCUCGUGCCUGUAAACCUCGCGGCACACUCGCUUCUGGAGCUAACUGGGAAGUCAAUGGCGGGAUCGCAGCGUACAAAGCUCUCCGAAAGCCCGGUUGGGGAUGAUGAUGCAGAAAGAAAGAUAAAGAAGGACCAAAAGGCAAAACUUAAAGAAGAAAAGAAGCUCAAGGCUGCACAAAAGGCUGAGGCUGCCAAACUCCAGGUAAAUGAUGGAUCAAAGAAAGUUGAAAAGAAAAAUCGAAAAAAGGAUGUCGAAGAUGAGAAUCCUGAGGAUUUUGCUGAACCUGAAACUCCUGCUGGAGCAAAGAAACUCCUUUCUCGUCAAAUUGCAAAGCAGUAUAAUCCCAGUGUUGUUGAGAAAUCAUGGUAUGCAUGGUGGGAAGCAUCAGGUUUCUUCAACGCAGAUGCAAAAAGCUCGAAGCCCCCUUUUGUGAUAGUUCUGCCACCUCCAAAUGUAACCGGCGCUCUUCACAUAGGCCAUGGCCUUACUGCUUCUAUACAGGACAUGAUUAUCCGGUGGAGAAGAAUGUCAGGUUGUAAUGUUUUGUGGGUACCUGGAAUGGACCAUGCAGGAAUAGCUACCCAGGUAAUUGUUGAAAAAAAACUCAUGAGGGAGAGUAAAUUGACUCGGCAUGACUUAGGACGUGAGAAGUUUGUGUCCGAAGUUUGGAAAUGGAAAAGUGAAUAUGGAGGUACCAUACUGAAUCAGAGUCGUCUUGGUGCUUCUCUCGACUGGUCCCGUGAGUGUUUUACAAUGGAUGAGAAGAGAUCAAGGGCAGUCACUGAAGCUUUUGUCAGGCUUUACAGGGAAGGUCUUAUUUAUAGAGAUUAUCGCCUUGUGAAUUGGGACUGUACAUUGCGAACUGCAAUAUCUGAUAUUGAGGUUGACCACAAGGAAAUUAAGGAGGAGACAUUCCUUAAGGUUCCUGGCUUUGACUUUCCCAUUCAGUUUGGGGUGUUAACUUCUUUCGCUUAUCUUCUCGAGGGAGGCUUGGGCGAGAUAGUUGUUGCCACGACCAGGAUCGAAACUAUGCUUGGCGAUACUGCUAUUGCAGUUCAUUCUGAAGACGAGAGAUAUAAACAUUUGCACAGAAAGUUUGCCGUUCAUCCAUUUAACGGGAGAAAGAUUCCCAUAGUUUGUGAUGAUAUUCUGGUUGAUCCGAAUUUUGGGACUGGGGCCGUGAAGAUUACUCCAGCUCAUGAUGCUAAUGAUUUUGAAGUGGGAAAGCGCCAUAAUCUUGAGUUUAUCAAUAUAUUCACUGAUGAUGGGAGAAUUAACAUCAAUGGUGGAGCUGAAUUUGAAGGGAUGACAAGAUUUAAAGCCCGGAUUGCUUUGAUUGAUGCUUUGAAGGAAAAGGGACUUUAUAGAGGAGCACAGAAGAAUGAGAUGAGCCUCGGUAUUUGUUCCAGAAGUAAUGAUAUUGUAGAGCCUAUGAUAAAGCCCCAAUGGUUUGUUGAUUGCAAUAGUAUGGCAAAAGCUGCCCUUGAUGCUGUUAUUGACAAAGAGAACAAAAAGAUUGAGAUCAUUCCAGAGCAAUAUGAACAAGAUUGGAAGAGAUGGCUAGAAAAUAUACGAGAUUGGUGCAUUUCACGACAACUAUGGUGGGGUCACCGCAUCCCUGCCUGGUAUGUGACCCUAGAAGACGACGAACUCCAAGAAUUUGGCACAUAUAAUGACCAUUGGGUGGUUGGAAGAGAUGAAAAAGAAGCCAAUCUCGAGGCGAAGAGGAUAUUUGUGGGGAAGAAAUUUAAGAUUGCUCGGGAUCCCGAUGUACUGGACACGUGGUUCUCAUCUGGACUUUUUCCGUUAAGUGUGCUCGGUUGGCCGGAAGAUACAGAUGAUUUUAGAGCCUUUUAUCCGACUUCUGUUCUCGAAACGGGCCACGACAUUCUGUUUUUCUGGGUGGCUCGGAUGGUGAUGCUAGGCAUGAAACUUGGCGGCGAUGUUCCCUUCAAAAAGGUCUACUUGCAUCCAAUGAUACGUGACGCUCAUGGGCGCAAAAUGUCGAAGUCCUUGGGCAAUGUUAUCGAUCCGCUUGAAGUGAUAAAUGGAAUAUCACUCGAAGGCCUUCACAAACGUUUGGAAGAGGGUAACUUAGACCCGAAUGAACUAACCAUUGCAAAACAAGGACAGGUGAAGGACUUUCCAAAUGGAAUUGCCGAAUGUGGUGCCGAUGCUCUUCGGUUCGCUCUCAUAUCCUACACUGCACAGUCUGACAAGAUAAAUCUCGAUGUUCUUCGAGUCGUCGGAUACCGACAGUGGUGUAAUAAGCUAUGGAACGCUAUAAGGUUCGCUCUAAGCAAAUUGGGGGACAACUAUUCUCCUUCGUCAAAUAUUGUGGUAGAUACAAUGCCAUCAAUCUGUAAAUGGAUUCUUUCUGUUUUGAAUAAAGCUGUAGAUAAGACUGUUUCUUCUCUUGAAUCAUACAAAUUUUCGGAGGCAUCUACUGCUGUAUAUUCAUGGUGGCAAUUCCAGCUUUGUGAUGUAUUUAUUGAAGCUAUAAAGCCUUAUUUUUUCUCUGAAAAUGCUUACAUAUCUGAGAGGAAAGCCUCUAGAGAUACUUUAUGGAUAUGUUUGGACUCCGGCUUGAGGCUGCUCCAUCCAUUUAUGCCUUUUGUUACGGAGGAACUAUGGCAGAGACUUCCCCAAGCUCGAGAAAUCCAUCAGAAGGAAUCGAUAAUGAUAUCGGAUUAUCCGUCGGUGGUGGAGUCAUGGACUAGUGAACAAAUUGAAAGCCAUAUGGAUAUUGUUCUUAGUACGGUGAGAAAGAUAAGGUCACUACGAUUGCCGACGGACAAAAAUGAAAGACGCGCAGCUUUUGCACUUUGCAGAGGAGAUGAUAUUGCUUCAAUUAUUAAAAAUUAUGAAUCAGAGAUCCUCACCCUCGCUUCGCUGUCAUCUUUGAAGGUACUAUGUGAGAAUGACUUGCCUCCACCUGGCUGUGCAGUUGAUGUGGUAAAUGAAAAUCUCUCCGUCUAUCUGGAGCUCCAAGGGAUACUUGAUCCUGAAGCUGAACGCCAAAAGCUUAGAAAAAAAAGAGAGGAAAUACAAAAGCUGCACACAAAUCUGGAACAGGUGAUGAGUUCUACAGGUUACAAGAAAGCUCCUCAAAGUGUCCAAGAUGAUAAUAUGAGGAGAUUAAAUGCACUUUUGGAAGAGCUUAAGAUUAUUGCUGCCGCUGAAAAGGAUAUUGAUGAAAUGAUAAUUUCUGAUAAAUGACUUAUAUCAGAUCUCUCAUUUUUCAGCAGGUAAUAGUUUCUUUGUGUUUUUAUCAUUCAAAAUUUUGUUAUAAUUUAAAAUUUGAAGGCAGUGGGGAGAGAUUUGAAGUCUUUUUAAAGAUAACCCAUUAAAGUUUUGUUGUAACAUUUUAUUAUAAAUGUUUUUAAAUUAUAUGGAAUAAA
This is a messenger RNA of Phalaenopsis equestris, 3466 nucleotides long. Its product is annotated as valine--tRNA ligase, mitochondrial 1-like. Lineage: Eukaryota; Viridiplantae; Streptophyta; Magnoliopsida; Asparagales; Orchidaceae. Gene Ontology annotation, biological process: valyl-tRNA aminoacylation. The record is from RefSeq and is a predicted model, not a curated record. Gene Ontology annotation, molecular function: aminoacyl-tRNA deacylase activity; ATP binding; valine-tRNA ligase activity. Gene Ontology annotation, cellular component: cytosol.